Molecule: messenger RNA, 672 nt
Organism: Trichomonas vaginalis G3
Lineage: Eukaryota; Parabasalia; Trichomonadida; Trichomonadidae
Exons: 1
Coding region: 1-672 (223 amino acids)
Source: RefSeq, a predicted model, not a curated record
AUGAGAAGACGUUUCACAAGUCAAAAGAACACAAACGCAAAAGCAGAGAUUACGGUUGGUUAUAACGUAAAUGAUGAUAAAUCACGAAUUAUUCAAAAUGUUAAAGUUAAUGUUAGCCCCGAAUUAACAAGGUCAGCAACUCAACCAAAUUUAUUAACUCGUGACUUACCGAAGAAUGAGGAGAAUGAAGAAAACCAUGAGAAUGGAGACCCAACCAUUUUAUCUGAACCUGGUAAAGAACCUGUUGAAAUUCCCACUUAUCCAACAUACCCCCCGCCUCUUUCAUCAAACAUCGAGAACCCAUAUAAAAUAGACAUUAAUUCUGAAUUAAUGAAAAUUUACCGUGAUAUAAUAAUUAAUAAUUAUGAUUCAAUAAUAAAUUUAAUUGAUCAAUCCGGUUUAAUUAUUUUACCUUAUGAAUCAUUAAUUCACAUUAUCGCCAUUCUUUGUGAUGUUCAAGAUUCAGACGUUAAGAUUCAAUUUUUCAUAGAUGAUGAGGUUUCAUGCUGCGGAACAGUUGCAAAAAUAAAUCCUAUAAAGGAUAUUAGCACAAUUAAGAUAUCAAAGAACGGAACAACAACUGAACUUCAUUUAACAUAUAAUGAUAUUUAUAAUAAAAUAGUUGAUGAAUAUAAAAUAUCACUUGAAAAAUUCUUUGUUAAGGCUAUUUAA